GGACCUCACACUCUCACUAACUCUCUCACCCUAACUCUCUCUCUCUAUAUACACUUCAUCUUCUCAAAAGAGAAGAGAAGACAAGCCGUCGUGCCUCCUCUCUUUAUUUUUUCUCCAUCGAUGCCCUUCCCCUCUUCUUCUCUUCGCCGACAAAACCAGAUGCAGCACCACCAGCAGCUCCAACCAGCAGUCGCGACGCACAGCUGCAACAGCCACAAACGACCUCUUGUGCAGCCACCGUACGUCGCCGUUCCGGCAAGACAGCAGCUGCAGCGGACAACAACAUCGACGGCGGCAGGAGCAUCGAUGCUCCAAUCAACUGACCAUCAAACUCCAGCCAGUGAUGAAGAUGAAGAACGCCGCCAUGAUUCAAGUCAUUAUUCGUCAAAGACGGAUCUUAAGAUCCGUCCGGGUUCACAAAGGGAGAAAGAAAAAACAAGCAUUGGAAUGACGGUUAUGGAUAACUGCCAUUUGCUUCAUGCCUUUGGCACCCAUAUUCAAAUUUUAGGGAAGGCCAUAAUUACUGAAGCACUAGAAAUAUGGGAAGCUGUGGAAAAAGCACUACAAAAGGAUUGGUCAAAGACCAAGAACGAGAGGAACGAACCAGAAAAGGGAAAGCUCUUGCACUGGGCGACAAGAGCCCUCUUGGUUGAUGCUGCUCCACUUUGUCUUGCUGUCACACAAGACAAGUCUAUACAUAACAUUCGAUAUCAUCUCGUAUGUGUGAUUAGUAGUAAGUUGCCUCAAUCAAGGCCCUUGUGCGACGCUGCCCUGGAUUCCCAGCCCACAAUGAUUCAUGGUUUUCCUUCAUGA
Messenger RNA from Solanum dulcamara, 813 nucleotides. RefSeq lists its product as uncharacterized. Bases 121 to 813 code for a protein of 230 amino acids. Lineage: Eukaryota; Viridiplantae; Streptophyta; Magnoliopsida; Solanales; Solanaceae. The record is from RefSeq and is a predicted model, not a curated record. The transcript is spliced from 4 exons.